CUAAGUACCAUUUGACGUACACUGACGGAAGUACUUCAUUCGAGUGUUUCCGUUCGACAAAUGACAAGCAGCAGAGAGACAAGCGAACCGACAUUUUUUGUUAUUUUGUUGUUUGGAUACGUUGAUGUUCCUUAUUUCGCCCUCUAGUUUAUCGAGCACCUUCGGAUGAAUGGCUACAACGGCAGCGAGAGCAGUGGCGGCAAUGGGGGGACCGGCGUCUUUGUCCCGGUUCAGGGGUGCUCUGGUCGCGGCAGUGCUGGGCGACUGUGUCGGGGGAGAGUUUGAGGGAGCGGAGGAGGUUCCCAUCGAGAAUGUAUUGCAGCACACGAACAGUCUGGACGACGAGACGAAAGGGAACGGCUCCCUGGAGUAUAGUGACGACACAGCCAUGACACGUUGUGUGGUCCAGUCUCUGCUGACCCGGUCUGGCUUUAAUGAGCAGGACAUGGCUCGCAGGUUUGCGAAGGAGUACAGUUUGUCCCCGGGUCGUGGUUACGGCUCUGGAGUCAUCCAGGUGUUGAAGAAACUGGCGUCCCCUCAGCUCACUGACGUGUACCAGCCAGCCAAGGACCAGUUUAAUGGUCGAGGCUCUUUUGGCAAUGGAGGAGCAAUGAGAGCGGCCCCCUUUGCGCUGGCUUUCCCCGAUCCAGCUGAUGUUAAAAAGUUUGCUCGUCUGGGUGCCAUGCUCACCCAUUCCUGUUCUCUGGGCUACAACGGGGCAGUUCUGCAAGCAUUAGCUGUCCACCUCGCCCUGCAGGGUGCCUUGGACCUGCCUCAGAAGUUCAUCAACACACUGAUCACCGAGAUGGAGGAAUUUGAAUGUGAUGAGGCGGCACGGAAUGAUGCCAGAAUCCUGAAGGAAGCAGAAAAGCCGUUCUGUGACCGCCUUCAUCGAGUCAGAGACUUGAUGGACAGGAACAAGGUCACUAUAGAGGAGGUCAUCUCUGAGCUAGGUAAUGGCAUCGCAGCACUCCAGUCAGUCCCAACUGCCAUCUUCUGCGUUCUUCACUGCUUGCAGCCAAGGGAAUACCUUCCAGAAAACUACGGCGGCUUGGAACGGACAAUAGCGUACAGCCUUGCCCUGGGCGGCGACACAGACACUAUAGCCUGCAUGGCCGGGGCCAUCGCCGGCGCACACUACGGCAUCGAGGUCAUUCCCCAAACGUGGAUCCGAUGCUGCGAGGGUGCCGACGAUGCUGACGUGGAUGCAGAGCGACUUCACGUGUUGUACCACCAGACCGGAUCAGGUGAUCAGAGCAAUGAAGACCCUUCGGGAACAAAACGGUCCAAGUCUUCAAACGGCACAGCCAAGUAAACCCAAACCAAUAACGUUUAAUGCAUACAGUGCACCUGGAAUGUAUUCACAGCGUUUCACUUUUUCCAUGCAAAUGUAUUAAAAAUAAAAAACUAAAAAAGCACAUGUACAUAAGUGUAUUCACAGCAUUUGCUCAAUACUUUGUUGGCAUCAAUUACAGCCUCAAGUUUUUUUUAAGUAUGAUGCCACAAGCUUGGCACACCUAUCUUUGGGCAGUUUCGCCCAUUCUUUGCAGCACCUCUCAAACUCCAUCAGGUUAGAUGGGAAACAUUGGUUUUCGUCCAGGAUGUCUCUGUACAUUGCUGCAUUCAUCUUAGUCUAGUCAGGGAGGUGACCAAGAACCUGAUGGUCACUGUCAUAACUACAGCAUUCCUCUGUGGAGAGAGAACCUUCCAGAAGGACAACCAUCUCUGCAGCAACCUACCACUUCAGCCUGUAUGGUAUAGUGGCCAGACGGAAGCCAUUUCUUCGUAAAAGGUUUGCCAAAAUGCACCCGAAAGACUCUCAGACCACGAGAAACAAAAUUCUCUGCUCUGAUGAGACAAAGCUUGAAAUCUUUGGCAUGAAUCACCACCAAUACCAUCUCUACAGUGAAGAAUGGUGGUGGCAGCAUCAUGCUGUGGGGGUGUUUUUCAUCAGCAGGAACUGAAAGACUAGUCAUGGUAGAGGGAAAGAUGAAUGCAGCAAUAUAUAAAGAUGGCCUGGGUGAAAACCAAUGCUUCCCAUCCAACCUGAUGGAGCUUGAGAGGUGCUGCAAAGAAGAAUGGGUGAAACUGCCCAAAGAUAGGUGUGCCAAGAUUGUGGCAUCAUAGUCAAAAAGACUUGAGGCUUUAAUUGCUGCCAAACGUGAAUCAACAAAGUAUUAAGCAAAGGCUGUUAUUUUUAAUAAAUUAGUUAUUUUUAACUUGGUCACAUUGUUAUUAUGGGGUAUUGUGUGUAAAAUUUUGAAGACAAACUAAUUUAUUACAUUUUAGAAUAAGGCUGUAAUAUAAUAUAAUAAAGUGGGGCAGCACGGUGGAACAGGGGUUAGUGCAUCUGCCUCACUAUACGAAGGUCCUGAGUAGUCCAGAGUUCAAUCCCGGGCUCGGGAUCUUUCUGUGUGGAGUUUGCAUGUUCUCCCCGUGACUGCGUGGGUUCCCUCCGGGUACUCUGGCUUACUCCCACCUCCAAAGACAUGAACCUGGGGAUAGGUUGAUUGGCAACACUAAAUUGGCCCUAGUGUGUGAAUGUGAGUGUGAAUGUUGUCUUUCUGUGUUGGCCCUGCGAUGAGGUGGUGACUUGUCCAGGGUGUACCCCGCCUACCGCCCGAAUGCAGCUGAGAUAAGCUCCAGCGACCCCAAAAGGGACAAGCGGUAGAAAAUGGAUGGAUGGAUGGAUAAUAAAGUGGAAAAAGUGAAGCGCUGUGAUUAACAUCUGGAUGCACUGGAAGUUUCGCAAAUACAUUCAUAAACUGGACUGUUUUUUUUUUUUUACGGUUACCUCACAAACAAUAAUGAUUAAUAAUUCAACUUACAACAAAAAAUAUUUCUGUAUAACAGGCUCCUAUGAAAUUUGUCUCAAUCCACUAGAAUAACAAUCAUGCAGAAAUAUGUAUAGUACAUAUUCUUUCCCCAACUUUGCCUUUUUGUGCUGAACAAUCCAUGAACUUUGUUGUUUUCGUUUGAUUAUAACCAUUUUUUGAAUUAAAAAUAUUAUGUCCAAAA
This is a messenger RNA of Nerophis lumbriciformis (worm pipefish), 3018 nucleotides long. RefSeq names its product ADP-ribosylserine hydrolase (gene adprs). Gene Ontology annotation, cellular component: mitochondrion; nucleus. The record is from RefSeq and is a predicted model, not a curated record. Lineage: Eukaryota; Metazoa; Chordata; Actinopteri; Syngnathiformes; Syngnathidae.